Messenger RNA from Strongylocentrotus purpuratus (purple sea urchin), 2378 nucleotides. Its product is annotated as cytoskeleton-associated protein 2-like. Gene Ontology annotation, cellular component: microtubule cytoskeleton. The coding region runs from base 568 to 2205 and encodes 545 amino acids. The transcript has a single exon. Gene Ontology annotation, biological process: negative regulation of microtubule depolymerization. The record is from RefSeq and is a predicted model, not a curated record. NCBI's taxonomy places the organism in Eukaryota, Metazoa, Echinodermata, Echinoidea, Camarodonta, Strongylocentrotidae.
UUGAAUAUUCCCUUUAACAUGCUUUCUCUCAUUAUUUUCUACAAAUAGAGUAUCAUAACCUGAGCUCUAAUAUAACAUCUCAAUCAAACUUGUUUAUCUUUGCGCAUUAAAUGUAUCAAGUAUAGAGCCUCUCUCAUGCUUCACUGAGUGUACAGUGAAAUAUAUGUGUUUGCUCUCAAACAAAUUAUAGGACAAAAGACUUUGAGGAAAGAAGAAAAGACUUUAAACUUGACAUUCAGUACAACUUACAUUGUGAGCCAAGCAUAGCUUUAUCUAUUUUUUUCGGAAGUUCUCUUUAUUAAGUAUAAUCAAGCUAGCUGAAGGUCCAACUAUUUCAACAUAGCACAGUGUAAUUGGGACUUUAAAAAGACUUUGUUUAGACCUGGAUCCCAUCUUACAAAGAGUUGCGAUUGAUCCAAAUCAACCGCAAGUCAGGACAGACAGAAGGAGGAGCGAAUUACAAAAACAUAAACAGUCAAGACUGCCAGUUUUCGAGAUUUGUUUUGUCUUAUUUUAUCUCUGCCUUGCUUUGCUAGAAAGUACUCUGCCAUAUAAUUUCGGAAUACGAUGGAGUCACUUUCUAAAUCUUCUGAUUGUCGGAAAAGGCGAAGAAGUUCGGUAGAAAACGAUAUCAUGGAGAAGAGGCUGCAAGCAUGGAGAGCAAAGAAGGGAUUGCCUAUCCUAAGUAAAAUACAAGAGGAGAGAGAAAAGACAAAACUGCUGUCCAAGCACACAACUCCAAGUCAUCCAUUGAAGAGGAAAUCCAUUCAGAUAUCUAAAUCUGAGAAAAAGAUGGAGAGAAGUGAUGAUAAGAGCAAGCAAGCAAGGUUUUAUACCCCAGGCCCUUCAACCCAUCAUGAUGUAGCUAUCGAUAGGAGACGUACAUUCAGUAAUCUACAGAUUAACAAGCAGCCUGGCAGGAGAAGCCUAGCACCAUCAACCCGGAUGAACACUCCCCAACAAUUUUCAAAUAGUGUGAAAAGGAAUGAGGGCAAAAAAAUAGCAGCAGGCAAUAAAGUCCCAUUGCUUCUAAACAAAAGUGAUAAAAUCACAACAGCCAUGACUCAACAAGUUCCUAUCAGGUCACAUGAUCUGUCACAUGUCAGCCUCCAUACCCAGGGUCGGAAGUCUGUUCGAUUCUCCUCGCCCAAGAUGUCAACAGCAGUGGAGGCAUGUGAUGAAAAUAUCCCUGUCAGCUGCACACCCAAGGUCACACCUGGACCAAGCAAGAGCAAGUCAGACAUAAGAGGAAGACUGGAGCAAUGGCUAAUAGCCAAGGGUAAGACACCCUCUAGGUUCAAUAACUUCCUGGGCUACGAGUCGUCCCUGCAACACACCACCCCUGGAGGAGGCAGCCACACAAGGAGAAGGUCUGGGACACCUCACCUUGGGAGGAACAGGAGAGACACCCCAGGGAAAGGAUCACGUCGGUCUGGUGAAGGUGGUGCUGUACAUGGCACCAUGAAAGAGUGUCUGGAAAUGCUGGAGGAGGGAUGCCCAUUGGAAGACAUGUUAGCCUGGCUGGAUGGAAUGGUGACCAAAGCUCCACUCAUCCAACAAAGUGCAGGCUAUUGGCUGUGCAGGGCAAAGAUUGCUGAGAAACAGGGUGGAGACCAGUCUGCCAUUGAGUGCUUGUUUGAAGCUGUGGAGUUUAACCCUGAACCUGUAAAAGAUAUCCUGGACACCCUGGCUACAUACAGACUCAAGCUAAAGAUGAGCAGUGAGGAAUCCGAAGAGACCAGAUGGAACUCUCCCUCCAUAGAGACUGGUGUGGACUACCGUCUCAGGCACUCACCAUGCCUUGAGGUCCAGACACCUGUAGCACACCUGAGGUUUGAAGAAGAGGAUGGGAACCAGUCUCCUGAUGGAGAGGAUGAUAAGAGACCUGGAGAGGAUACAUCCCAUUUGAGCAUCAAGUACAGCCUCAAGGAAACUACACCUUACUUUAUGAGGAUUCACCGGACCAUUGGCCAUUCUCCACCCACUCCUUGCCUGCUGGUCACUCCAGUCAGACGGUCAGCCCGUCUGGACAACAAACGACGCUCUGUGGCUUGCCUUGGUACCCAGCUGACCCGCGCUCCAGCAGUAGAAGACUGUUUGGACUCCAUGAGAGAGGUAGCAGCUAACUACCCUACAGCCCAGCUGAUCCUACGACCAAAUAGGGCUCUUACUCAGGAGUUCUCUGAAGCUCAGCUUCAAGACUAAAAAAAUUAUUACAGAGCAUCUUGAAAUUAAGUGUCAAAAGUGAUCACUUCUGUACUUCCAUGUAUCCAUGUAUACAAUAGACCAGUUCACGGUUUGCACCUUACUGCAAUGACCCCGAAUAUCCACAGAUCUUCAAAACACGAAGAGGUCCCACUUUGUACAUUUUUAAAUAA